This is a messenger RNA of Mesitornis unicolor (brown roatelo), 282 nucleotides long. RefSeq names its product sorting nexin-22-like. The record is from RefSeq and is a predicted model, not a curated record. Lineage: Eukaryota; Metazoa; Chordata; Aves; Mesitornithiformes; Mesitornithidae. The annotation marks the transcript as partial. Gene Ontology annotation, molecular function: phosphatidylinositol phosphate binding. The transcript is spliced from 3 exons.
GGAGUCCUGCACCACAACGAGGAGCUGCCCCAGGACGUGCUGGACUUCCUGAAGGUGCGGCGCUGCCCGCAGGACCCCAGGGCCAGCAGCACCUCCAGUGCCAGCCGCCUGCCCUCCCAGCGCCCCGUCGUUGGCUUCUGCAUCGACCCCUACGCACGGCCACUGGGCACCGAUCUGCUCCCCAACACCAUCCUCAGUGGGGUGCUGCAGGGCCUCUACCUCCCCCAGAGCUGCACCGCCUGCCCAGCAGCACCCCGAGCCCCCAGCCUGUCCAGCUCCUGA